Molecule: messenger RNA, 5500 nt
Organism: Suricata suricatta (meerkat)
Lineage: Eukaryota; Metazoa; Chordata; Mammalia; Carnivora; Herpestidae
Gene: SUCO
Product: SUN domain containing ossification factor
Exons: 24
Coding region: 99-3899 (1266 amino acids)
Biological process (GO): regulation of bone remodeling; protein folding in endoplasmic reticulum
Cellular component (GO): membrane; cytoplasm
Source: RefSeq, a predicted model, not a curated record
UCCUCGCGUUCCUGCUCCGGCUCCUCCAUCUUGGCCUCGGCAGUGGCGGCUGCCGGGAGGAUGUGCCGACUUCUGGCAGAGGGAAGAAGGAGGAGAAGAUGAAGAAGUACCGGCGGGCCUUGGCCCUGGUCUCCUGCCUGUCUCUGUGCUCCCUGGUCUGGCUUCCCAGUUGGCGUGUAUGUUGUAAAGAGAGUUCUUCAGCUUCAUCAUAUUAUUCUCAAGAUGACAAUUGUGCACUAGAAAAUGAAGAUGUACAAUUCCAGAAAAAGGAUGAAAGAGAGGGACCUAUGAAUGCUGAAUUAUCAGAAAAAGUGGGUUCAAACUUACCUGUUUCCCCAGAAGAACAUAAAUUAAAAAAUGACUAUGCUGUGGAUGUACAAAAUACAGAGUCAAAAAAGUUAAGUCCAUCUGUGAUUGAGACACUCCCUCCAGUUGAUCUACAUGAAGAUUCUUCCAGUGUAAUUGUGGGCAGUGAAAACAUUGAAAAUAUUUCCAGCUCAUCUACCUCAGAGAUCACUCCAAUCUCAAAGCUUGAUGAAAUAGAAAAAUCCGGUACUAUUCCUGUAACCAAGCCAAGUGAAACUGAGCAGUCUGAAACUGAUUGUGAUGUUGGUGAGGUUCUUGAUGCGAAUGCUCCAGUUGACCAGCCUUCCUUUGUUAAUCCACCUGAAAGCCUUGUUGGCCAGCAUAUAGAAAAUGUGUCAUCUUCACAUGGCAAAGGAAAAAUAACAAAAUCAGAAUUUGAAUCAAAGGUUUCAGCAAGUGAUCAGGGGAGUGGUGAUCCAAAAUCUGCAUUGAAUGCUUCAGAUAAUUUAAAAAAUGAGAGUUCUGAUUAUACAAAACCAGGAGAAAUUGACCAUACAUCUGUAACAAGUCCCAAAGACCCAGAAGAUAUACCAACAUUUGAUGAAUGGAAGAAGAAAGUUAUGGAAGUAGAAAAAGAAAAAAGUCAGUCAAUGCAUCCAUCUUCUAAUGGAGGUCUACAUGCAACAAAAAAAGUCCAGAAAAAUCGAAAUAAUUAUGCCUCAGUAGAAUGUGGCGCCAAAAUUUUGGCAGCUAAUCCAGAAGCCAAGAGCACAUCUGCUAUUCUUAUAGAAAAUAUGGAUCUUUAUAUGUUGAAUCCUUGCAGCACUAAAAUUUGGUUUGUUAUUGAACUAUGUGAACCAAUUCAAGUAAAACAGCUUGAUAUUGCAAAUUAUGAAUUAUUUUCUUCUACUCCGAAAGACUUUCUGGUUUCUAUCAGUGACAGAUAUCCCACAAACAAAUGGAUUAAGCUGGGUACUUUCCAUGGUAGAGAUGAGAGGAAUGUUCAGAGUUUCCCUUUAGAUGAACAGAUGUAUGCAAAAUAUGUGAAGAUGUUCAUCAAGUACAUAAAGGUGGAGUUGAUAUCACAUUUUGGAUCAGAGCACUUUUGUCCAUUAAGCCUUAUAAGGGUAUUUGGCACUAGCAUGGUAGAAGAGUAUGAAGAGAUUGCUGAUUCCCAGUAUCAGUCAGAACGUCAAGAACUAUUUGAUGAAGACUAUGAUUAUCCACUGGAUUAUAAUACUGGGGAGGAUAAAUCCUCAAAAAAUCUUUUUGGUUCUGCUACAAAUGCCAUUCUAAAUAUGGUGAAUAUUGCCGCUAAUAUUCUGGGAGCAAAAACUGAAGACCUGACAGAAGGAAAUAAAAGUUUAUCUGAGAAUGCCACUGCCACAGCUGCACCUAAAAUGCCUGACUUAGCUCCUGUUGCAACUCCUGUUUCGUCACCUGAGUUUGUAACCACUGAAGGACAAAUACACGAUACAGAGCUGUUGUCACCAGAUACUCCAAAAGAGAGUCCCAUUGUACAGCUAGUUCAAGAGGAAGAAGAAGAGGCAAGUCCAUCUACAGUGACCCUUCUGGGUAGUGGUGAACAGGAGGAUGAAUCAUCACCCUGGUUUGAAUCAGAGACACAAAUACUUUGCAGUGAACUGACCACAAUUUGUUGUAUUUCUAGUUUUUCGGAAUACAUAUAUAAAUGGUGUUCAGUUCGAGUUGCUCUUUAUCGGCAACGUAGCAGAACUACUGUGAAGAAAGAAAAAGAUCAUCUUGUGACAGCUCAACCACCAUUACUGCUUCCUGCAGAAUCAGUGGAUGUUUCAGUCUUGCCACCUCCAAGUGGAGAAAAGGACAGUAAGAGUAAGGAGAAGGAAGCUGAAACUAUUGUUCCAGGUGACUUACGUAGUCUGCACAAAGGUGAUUUGAUUAAUCAUAGUGCAGAUGCAAUUGAGCUUGAACCAAGCCAUCCUCAAACUCUUUCUCAAUCUCUUCACUUAGAUGUUACUCCAGAAAUCAAUUCAUUAUCUAAAAUAGAAGUAUCUGAGCCUAUUAAAUUUGAGGCAGGACCUACACCAUCUCAAGUGAUCCCCCUAGAGAGUUCUAUGGAGCUUGAUAAUGAAACAGAAAAAAAGUCUGAGAGUUUUAGUUCUGUAGAAAGGCCAACUGUGAUCUAUGAAACAAAUAAAGUUAAUGAAGUAAUGGAUAAUAUUGUAAAAGAGGAUAUAAACUCCAUGCACAUUACCACAAAGCUAUCUGAAACAAUAGUGCCACCUGUGAACACAGCUACUGUGCCAGACAGUGAAGAUGGGGAAGCCAAAAUGAACACAGCUGACACACCAAAGCAAAUUUUGACUCCUGUUAUGGAUUCUUCUUCAUUACCUGAAGUGAAAGAGGAGGAACAGUCUCCGGAAGAUGCCCUUUUAAGAGGGUUACAGAGGACAGCUACAGACUUUUAUGCUGAAUUGCAAAAUUCCACAGAUCUAGGAUACACUAAUGGAAAUCUUGUACAUGGAUCAAACCAAAAGGAGUCGGUAUUUAUGAGACUUAAUAAUCGUAUAAAGGCCUUAGAAGUUAACAUGUCUCUCAGCGGCCGCUAUCUGGAGGAGCUUAGCCAAAGGUACCGAAAACAAAUGGAAGAAAUGCAGAAGGCUUUCAAUAAAACAAUAGUAAAACUUCAGAAUACUUCGAGAAUAGCAGAGGAACAGGAUCAGCGGCAAACGGAAGCCAUCCAGUUACUACAGGCCCAGUUGACCAACAUGACACAGCUUGUUUCAAACCUUUCGAUAACAGUAGCAGAAUUACAACGUGAGGUGACUGUUACUGCUGGUGCUGUAAGACACACUGCCUGUGCAGAGGUUUCAGAUCGACAGAGCUAUCUUGUCAUAUCUCUGGUUCUUUGUGUUGUCUUGGGACUGAUGCUUUGUAUGCAGCGUUGUCGAAAUACCUCUCAAUUCGAUGGAGAUUAUAUUUCAAAACUUCCUAAAAGUAAUCAAUAUCCAAGCCCUAAAAGGUGUUUCUCUUCCUAUGAUGAUAUGAAUUUGAAAAGGAGAACCUCAUUCCCACUCAUCAGAUCCAAGUCUCUACAGUUAACUGGCAAAGAAGUAGACCCAAAUGAUUUGUACAUCGUGGAACCCCUCAAGUUCUCUCCAGAAAAAAAGAAGAAACGCUGCAAGUACAAAGCUGAAAAGAUUGAAACCAUAAAGCCGGCAGAUCCACUGCACCCGAUAGCCAAUGGAGACCUAAAAGGAAGGAAGCCCUUUAUGAACCAGAGAGAUUUUUCUACCAUGGGAGAAGUUUAUCACUCUUCCUACAAGGGCCCUCCAUCUGAAGGCAGCUCAGAAACAUCCUCACAGUCUGAAGAGUCUUAUUUUUGUGGCAUUUCAGCGUGCACAAGUCUGUGCAAUGGACAGUCCCAAAAGACAAAAACUGAGAAGAGGGCUUUAAAACGAAGGCGAUCUAAAGUCCAAGACCAAGGAAAACUGAUAAAAACUCUAAUACAGACUAAGUCAGGGUCCUUGCCGAGCCUGCAUGACAUAAUCAAAGGAAACAAAGAGAUCACCGUGGGAACAUUUGGUGUCACAGCAGUCUCGGGACAUAUCUAAAAUGAAGAGAACUUUUCAUACUGGAGCCUUUUGUUGUUGUUGUUCUUUGAAGAACAGUCUGUGGUAUUUGAAGGGUUUGGGGGAGGGAGAAAAUACUAAUGGGAAAAAUAUUCAGAAAUUAUGGUUUCUGCCUUUUUUAAAAGAGUAGAUGGGAUUGUGUCAAUCUUCGUUAAUGAGCUGCAGUUUUACAAGGCUGAUCACUUCCUACAGGGACAAUGGUAGACAUUUUAUAAAGGUGUUUUUUCACAAAUUAAUUACUGGGACAAACAUAAUUUGGAAGCCCAGUUCCUUUGGGUGGGAUAGGAAUGAAAGCCUAAACCUCUUCCUUUAGCUUUGUUCCUAUUUCUUGCACCUUCCCAUAUUUAUGUGCCUUUCGUCUAUUUAUAAUGCCACUGGAAGAGGAGGGAGAACUUUUUCUGUCAUUUGAUUUCUUUUAUAACUUUGUUAGGUUUUUGAAGCUGCAAACACUACAAGGCUUUAAGGUGAUCUGCGCCUGAAGUUCGGUAAUGUGGGUCAGACAGUGUGAAGUCCUACAGACUUGCCAACUAGACUUCUGUUUAACAAACUCACUAGAAACAAAAAAAAAUUGCUGGGAUUUUUAAGUCUGUCCUUUUAGGUAAAUGGCGAUACAGACAUUUUCAUUUAACUUACUCACACUAGUUUUUCUCUGGUUACUAAAUGAGAAAAAAAAAAAAGCCUACAAGGUCUUUUCCUGCAAAUGACUGGUAUUUGCAAGUACAUUUUUUAUAAAUUCACCUUUUAGACACAUUUCACCAUUUGUAAAGGAUUUCUUUGGCUACAUUACAUUUUAAACAUUCACAAUAAGCACUAAUCCUCCAGACUUCCAGGUCAGUGUUUCCUGUUACUGCAAACAGAGCAUUUGAAGGUUUGUCAAAUGAGCCCAAAUUCUCGUAGGAUAUAAUCACUGCCUCAGUACACGUGCCCGGAACCAGCUAGUGAGCUUGUGAGGCCUUGUCUGAUUGGUCAAGUCUAAAGGGAUUCCUUGAUGUUUGCUUUGUAUUGGCUACAGAUGUGCAGAGGUAUAUGUGUGUGAUGUCAAUGUGUCUGUCUUCAUUUUGUCUCUUUUUCUUUAAAAAUAAUUGGCAGCAACUGUAUUUGAAUAAAAUAAUUUCUGAGUGUGUGUUUGUACAGUAAUGAGCGAAAGUGGAAAGUUUCAUUUUGAAAGGGAGAGAAUUGACCAUUUUGUGUUGUAAAAUUUAAGUUAUAACUUAUUGAGCACUUUUAGUAAUAACUGUUUUUAAACUUGUCUAAUACCUUUCUGGGGGUAUUGUUUGUAAUGUGACCUAUUUAAAGCCUUUUUUGUUUGUUUAAGUUGCUGCUUUUAGGUUAACAGUAUGUUUUAGAUGAUUUAAAUUUUUUUUCCAAUCUGUACAAUUAGCCAUUCAGAGCAAGAGGGCCUGAUUGUAUAGAAACUCACUGAAACGAGGUCCAGAUGAGAGCAGAGCGAGAGUGUGAAGUUCCACAAUCCGUGUGCAGUACCCAGUGUUGUGGAAAGAUGACUUUCAAUAUGUAACUACGGAGCUGUAGUGCCAUUAGAAACUGUGAAUUUCCAAAUAAAUCUGAACACUCGUCUUUAUUAA